GAACGCAAACGUAAACAAAAACAUUUACAUGUGCGUUGUUUUCUGUUCCGCACAUUUUUUGUAGUUUUUAUUAUAGUUACCUAGUUUCUUUCAAGUUUUUCAAUAGUUGUUACAGUUAAAUCAAGUGCAACCGUUUGUACAAAGUACCUAGGUUAAGCAUACACAAAACGCAAUGGCAAAACCAAGCUCCAAAUGGACCGAUCUCGCCAAACCGCUCAGCGCUCCGGUGCUAGACGUGAUCACCGGUUUCGGCUUCCAGAAAAUGACACCGGUUCAGGCAGCAACGAUUCCGCUACUCCUGUCCUACAAAGAUGUCGCCGCCGAGGCGGUUACCGGUUCCGGUAAAACAUUGGCCUUUGUUGUUCCGUUGCUGGAGCUGAUGCUGAAGCGACAGCGAGAAACACCCUGGAAAAAGUCCGAAAUCGGUGCCAUUAUCAUUUCGCCGACGCGAGAACUGGCCACCCAGAUCAGUGAUGUGUUGGGGGAUUUCUUGCAGCACGAAAAAUUGGCGGUUUUUAAACAGAAGCUCUUGAUUGGUGGUAAUCCCGUGGAGGAGGAUGUGGACUGGAUCAGGAAGGAAGGGGCGAAUGUGCUAAUAGCGACUCCUGGAAGAUUGAAAGAUUUGCUAGAGCGGAAAGGGGAUUUGAAUUUGACAGCGAAGGUGAGAAGUUUGGAACUGCUGGUGCUUGAUGAGGCGGAUCGACUGCUGGAUCUGGGAUUCGAAUCGACUAUUAAUACCAUUUUGGGAUAUUUGCCGAGGCAGAGGAGAACGGGGCUCUUCUCGGCUACGCAAACCAAGGAGGUUAAGGAUUUAAUGCGAGCUGGUCUGAGGAAUCCGGUUUUGGUUAGCGUCAAAGAGAAGGCAACGGUCAGUACGCCAAAACUCUUGCAGAACUUCUAUGUGAUUGUUGAACCGGAACAGAAGCUUGCCGUGAUGCUGGAUUUCAUCGAGCGGCAGGAAGUGAAAAAGGCCAUGAUUUUCUUCCCAACGUGUGCUUGCGUUGAGUACUGGGGUAUUGCUCUGACGGAACUGCUGAAACCGACCAAAGUGCUUGCCCUGCACGGCAAAAUGAAGGCCCAACGGAAUCGAAUCCUGAAAAAUUUCAGAGAAUCGGAUAAUGCCCUUCUCCUCUGCACGGAUUUGCUUGCCAGAGGGGUUGACAUUCCGGAGGUGGAUUGGGUUCUGCAGUGGGACGCUCCUUCCAAUGCGGCUGCCUUUGUACACAGGGUGGGACGAACCGCCCGUCAAGGACACGAAGGAAACGCUCUAAUCAUGCUUCUGCCUUCGGAAGAUGCCUACGUUGACUUUCUGACCCGGAAUCAAAAGGUUUCCCUUAAAAAAGUAACCCUAGAGCCAAACGAGAAAAAGUUCAAAUCCACCCUGAAAACGCUCCACCGCCUUCAGAAGAGCGAUCGAGGAAUCUACGAUAAGGCUAGCCGGGCUUUCGUCUCUCACAUUCAAGCCUACAGCAAACACGAAUGUAACUUGAUCCUGCGAGUGAAAGAUCUCGACCUUGGGAAGAUCGCCACCAGCUACGGCAUGCUGCAACUGCCAAAGAUGCCCGAAAUGAAAGAACACUUCAAAAAGUCCUUUCAAGGCCCAUCGGAGGAAGUUGACAUCUACAAGCUCACCUACAAGGACAAACAGAAGCAAGCGUCGUACGACAACAAACUGAAACUCUACCAAGAAACGGGCGAAUGGAAGGGAAAGAAGAAACUCCUUAAAAAGAAAUCCAUCCCCUGGGAGUUAGCCAAACAGGAACGUGAGGAGCGCAAAGAGAUACGGAAGAAGCGACGCGAAGCCAAACAGAAACGGAAAGCAGCGGUGGAAUCCGGGGAGGCUGCGGAACCGGUGAAGAAGAAGAAGGCCAAGUUUUCACAGGAGGAGCUGGACGAGCUGGCCAAUGAUAUUCGGGCGUUGAAGAAACUCAAGAAGAAGAAAAUUACCGAAGAGGAGUGUGACGACGAGUUGGGACUGGCGAGUGAAGAUGAUGAUGAUGAAUAAGAAGGCUGUCAGGUAUGUAGGUAACGAA
This is a messenger RNA of Aedes albopictus (Asian tiger mosquito), 2033 nucleotides long. Its product is annotated as probable ATP-dependent RNA helicase DDX55 homolog. Gene Ontology annotation, molecular function: nucleic acid binding; ATP binding. Lineage: Eukaryota; Metazoa; Arthropoda; Insecta; Diptera; Culicidae. The record is from RefSeq and is a predicted model, not a curated record. Gene Ontology annotation, cellular component: nucleolus. The transcript has 2 exons. Bases 173 to 2005 code for a protein of 610 amino acids.